Lycium barbarum (goji berry) is the source of this 2803-nucleotide messenger RNA. RefSeq lists its product as uncharacterized. NCBI's taxonomy places the organism in Eukaryota, Viridiplantae, Streptophyta, Magnoliopsida, Solanales, Solanaceae. Bases 57 to 2381 code for a protein of 774 amino acids. The record is from RefSeq and is a predicted model, not a curated record. The transcript has 3 exons.
AAAUUAUCCUUAAAGUUAGGGCUAAGAAAAUCACAGAUAUUUGUUCUCCAUCAAAGAUGUAUAACGGAAUCGGGCUACAAACGCCGCGAGGCUCCGGCACUAACGGCUACAUCCAAACGAACAAGUUCUUCGUAAAACCUAAGACGAAUAAAGUCCUUGUAGAUGGCGGCCUCAAGGGUUACGAAUCCGGUCAAGGAACCGCCGGAGUAUCGAGAGGAGCGAAUAAGGAUAUAUUGGAGCAUGACCGGAAACGGCAGAUUGAGCUUAAGCUUCUUGUGCUUGAAGAGAAGCUUGCUGAUCAGGGUUAUACUGAUGCUGAGAUUGCUGACAAACUUGAUGAAGCCAGACGGAAUCUUGACAAGGUUUCUGAAGAUUCUGGUGGAUCUACUUAUGAGAAGGUUUCGGAAACACAAACACACCAGAUUGCUGCUAUAAAAGAAAAGCAGAUGGAAACCUUAAAAGCUGCCCUCAGGAUAGGGGCUGAAUACGAGACUCAAAAGAAGCAGCAUGAUGAUUUAGCUCAUGCUGAAGAGAGUGAAGAUGGAGAUAAUGACCUGGGAAAAGAGAAGGAUGAGGGUAAGCGUCAUAAGAAAAAAGAGAAGAAAAAAGAGAAGAGGAGAGAACGUGACGAUUCUUCUGACACUGACAGCAGUGGAAGCGAUGCCAAAGAGUCUAAGAAGAACCGUAAAAAGACUCAUGCUAGUUCUGACUCUGACUCUGAUACUGCUGGUGAUAAUAAGUCACGAAAAUUGUCCGUCAAGGACAAGAAGGACAAGAAGGUUAGAAGGCGUCAUUAUAGUGAUGAUUCAUCCUCUGAUUCUUCAUCAGAUUCUGAUUCUUAUUCAGAGUCUGAUCAUGAGAAGACACAUGUGAAAGCCCAUAGGAGACAUUCUGAGGGUGGUGAUGAUGGCCGUGAUGCAAAAACCAGUAAGUUUCAACGUCCUAGAAGACAUGAUUCUGAUGAGGAUGACUGUGAAAAUGACCGUGAUGUUAAAAACAAGAUGAUUCAGAAAGAGAAAAGACAUGUUACUGAGGGUAAGUAUGAUGAUGGUCGUGAUGCUAAAAACAGAAAGUCACAAAGAGGUAGAAGACACGAUUCUGAUGACAAUGGUAGUGAUCUUGAUGUAAAAAGCAGGAAGAUUCCAGAAGGAAGAAGAUAUAGUACUAAGGCUGAGUAUGAUGAUGCCUGUGAUGCAAAAAGCAAGAAGUCACAAAGAGGUAGAAGACAUGAUUCUGAUGACGAUGAUGAUGGUACUGAUCGUGAUGUUAAAAGCAGGAAGAUUCAGGAAGGGAGAAGACAUGUUUCCGUGGGUGAGUAUGAUGAUGGUCGUAAUGCUAAAAACAAGAAAUCCCAAAGAGGUAAAAGACAUGAUUCUGAUGACGAUGUUGAUAGUAGUGAUCGUGAUUUAAAAAACAAGAAGAUUCAGAGAGGGAGAAGGUAUGGGUCUGAUGACAGAGGGUACGAUGAAGGCUAUACUGCAGCUAAGAGUAAGACUCGAAAAAGUAAACAAUACAAUUCUGAUAAGGACGAAGGUGAAAUCAGCAGUAGUGACGGCAUCAGUGAUUCAGACAGUGAGAGAAGUUAUCAUAGGCGGAAGGCUGUAGAUAAGACCAAGUCUGAGAAGAUCAAUAGAAGUGGUCGGGGAGAUGAUUCUGGUGGUAGGCGGGAGAGUUCGGUUGUGGAAGAUAGGGCAUUUCAGGAGGAUGAUUUGAAAAAGGCAGAAGGUGCACAAGUUCUUGAUAAAGGACUGGACACGUUAAAGAAAUUGGAGAAGUUGUAUCAAGCAAAGGAAGAUGUGAUUGGCGGAUCAAGUGCUAGUCAGGAGUUGUUGAGGGGUAAGAGAAAACUAGACGAUGAAAGCUUGAAUCAACGUGAGGGGAAGUCGAGGAGGAGGGGUUCUGGAAAAGAAGAAAAGUAUGGAAGGGCUACUAGUACUGAAACUGAGAACCAAAAUAGGUCAUACAGGAGUACGGAAGAUAGGAGUAAAGAUCAACAGGCAAGAAGAUCUGGGGGAGAAUAUGAAGUUGAUGAAAAAGAGCGUGACAAUAAAAUUCAGAGUGGUAACGAGCUGCAGCAUGAAAGCCGACGGGAGAAUCGAGAUUAUGAAGUGCGUGGACAGGAGAGAAAAGGAAGUAGGGAUGAUGAUCGCUGGGAAAGGAAACACAAAAGAGAUGAAGAGGAAGAUCAAUACCGGAAGCAUGAGAAAGAAGGGGAUUCUCUGCGUGGAAGACAUGAACAGGAGGAGGAGCAUAGAAGCAGAACGCGUGACAGCUACAGAGGUCAUGAUUCUUACAAGAGGGCUAGACAUGAUGAUUCACAUUCUAGUGGAAGGAGAAGAUAUGACGAUGACAAGUAUGCUGAUAGGCAGACUAGGCGGUGAAAGCUGCUUUAGAUUUUGUCAUGCCAGAAGAUCAAGAGUUUCAGCAGCUCAGUGGAGGGGAAGAAGUGGCUGAUGUUCAGAAAACAAGCAUAAAGAGGCAAAGCUUGGUUAAGCUUUCUAGUGUCAUAUGUAGAGAUGUGAGCUUUCUACAAAGGGAUGUGUGUGGGGUUAGUUCUUGAAAUACUUCUAAGCAUAGCUAAACGGGAUUUUCCUGAUGACCCUGAUAUUGUUGUGCAAGAGAUAGCUGUAAUAACAAGUAAUGCUUUCUCUUUUGUUGCCAUUCGUCGACUCUUUAUGUCUUCUUAUUUGUGAGUGUGAGUGACAUUUGCUUACUCUGUGAAGUAAGGUGCCAGGUCCAUGUAUAACAUGCAUGUUUUCCUUAGGGUGAAUUUUGAUUGCAAUGCCUUCCCAAUCGUGAUGUA